UCGCGAUCUGGAGAUCCUAUCCAACUCUCUCUCUUCACAAAACAAACAAAACAAAACGAACAAAUUUUCAAUUUCUUUUCUCUCAUGCUAAACCCAAAAUCCCCCAAAAAAAAUGAGUAAUUGAAAUUGAAAACCCUAGAAAUGGAAAUCAGUCGCUGGAUUUUGAUUUCCAUUUGAUCAGCUGUUCAAACAAAACAAUGCUAAUGCUGUUCUUGCUGUUACUUUGACCCUUCAAAAAAUUUAAACAAUUUUUUUUUUAAUUAUCUUCUCUUUGAUUUGAAUUUGUUUGGGGAGAGGUUGAAAAAUGGGGCUGUGUAGCUCAAAGCCCUCCCCAAACCCUAACAGUUCAAUCUCGUCGCCGGUUUCAGAUUUAAGACCGGCCGUUAUUUCUGUUCCGGAGAAGGAUAAUGUUAUUCCGACGCCGGAGUUAGAAAAUGAGGCGGGUCAGACAGAGAAGGAGGAUAAAUCUGGAAAUGAGGAGAAAGAAGAGAGAGAAGAGAAAACGACGUCGUCUUUAGAUAAUGUUAAGAAAUCUCCGUUUUUUCCGUUUUAUAGUCCAAGUCCAGCGCAUUAUUUUUUCUCGAAAAAGUCGUCGCCGGCGAGAUCUCCGGGGGCGAGUGCGAAUUCUACGCCGAAGAGAUUCUUCAAGCGGCCGUUUCCGCCGCCGUCUCCGGCGAAGCAUAUACGCGCAGUGCUAGCUCGGCGGCAUGGAUCGGUGAAGCCUAAUGAGGCAGCUAUACCGGAGGGGAGUGAGGGUGGUGACGUGGCAGCAGGAGCAGGGCUUGAUAAGAGCUUUGGAUUUUCAAAACAUUUUGGGAAUAAGUAUGAGUUGGGAGAUGAAGUUGGAAGAGGCCAUUUUGGGUAUACUUGUAAUGCUAAGUUUAAGAAAGGUGAACUUAAAGGGCAACAAGUUGCUGUUAAAGUUAUACCUAAAGCUAAGAUGACUACAGCUAUUGCAAUUGAAGAUGUGAGAAGGGAGGUUAAGAUUUUAAGAGCAUUAACUGGGCAUAACAAUUUGGUACAAUUUUAUGAUGCUUAUGAAGAUCAUGAUAAUGUGUACAUAGUUAUGGAGUUAUGUGAAGGAGGGGAGCUUUUGGAUAGAAUACUUGCAAGGGGUGGAAAAUAUUCAGAGGAUGAUGCAAAGACUGUCUUGAUUCAGAUAUUUAAUGUUGUUUCAUUUUGUCACCUUCAGGGUGUGGUGCACCGGGAUCUUAAACCUGAGAAUUUUCUCUUCACGUCAAAGGAUGAAAACUCACAAUUGAAGGCCAUAGAUUUUGGUUUGUCGGAUUUUGUCAGGCCAGAUGAGAGACUAAAUGACAUUGUUGGAAGCGCGUACUAUGUGGCACCUGAGGUUCUGCAUAGAUCUUAUGGUACAGAGGCUGAUGUAUGGAGUAUAGGCGUCAUUGCAUAUAUUCUUUUGUGCGGUAGCCGUCCUUUUUGGGCUCGGACAGAAUCUGGUAUCUUUCGGGCUGUUUUAAAGGCUGAUCCAAGUUUUGAUGAGACACCUUGGCCUUCUCUAUCGGCGGAGGCAAAAGACUUUGUCAAGCGCCUAUUGAAUAAAGACCAAAGAAAAAGAAUGACCGCAGCCCAAGCAUUAUGUCAUCCCUGGAUUAAAGGUUCUACAAAUGUUCAAGUCCCUUUGGAUAUUCUAAUUUUCAAACUCAUGAAGGCUUAUAUGCGUUCAUCAUCUCUUAGGAAAGCUGCUUUGAGGGCUUUGUCUAAAACAUUGACGGUGGAUGAGUUAUUUUAUUUGAAAGAACAGUUUGCGCUGUUGGAACCAAGCAAAAAUGGCACAAUAAGCUUAGAUAAUAUCAAAACGGCCUUGAUGAAAAAUGCAACCGAUGCAAUGAAGGAGUCACGUAUCCCUGAUUUUCUAGCUUCUCUUAAUGCACUUCAGUACAGAAGGAUGGAUUUUGAAGAAUUCUGUGCAGCUGCAUUGAGUGUUCAUCAAUUAGAGGCUCUUGAUAGAUGGGAGCAACAUGCUCGUUGUGCCUAUGAACUUUUUGAAAAGGAUGGUAACAGGGCAAUUAUGAUCGAGGAGCUGGCUUCGGAGCUUGGCCUCGGUCCAUCUGUCCCUGUACAUGCUGUUCUCCACGACUGGAUUAGGCAUACAGAUGGAAAAUUAAGCUUCUUAGGAUUUGUCAAAUUGUUGCACGGCGUGUCUACUCGGAAUCUUGCAAAAGCUCAAUAGAAUUUUCUCUGCAUCAACAGAAGCUCAAGAUACUCUCUGGUGCAUGUCCACAAGCUGUAUUCGCCAACAAUAAACAUGGUGUGCGGCGUCUAGAAGACGAAUUAACAAUUCGGAGAGCUAAAAAUGAAAGGUGUGUUCGCUUGUUGGUUGCCGUAAAUGAAGGUGCAGUAAAUUAAAUUUGUGGCCCAACUUUGUAUACUUUAGGAUAAAAAAGAAAAGUUGUGCGGUUGUUGGUAAUGCUCUGAAUGAAAGCUUAGGCAUUUUUAAUGAUAAUUUCCACUUUCCACUGUAAAGCUGUGUAGUUGAAGUGUGUUUGCUUUUAGGUGAGGGCGAGAUAUAAUUUCUCUAAAGAAAAAAAUGACUCAUGUUCUUACAUAAUGGACUGUCUGGGCUACGGUCCGUUUGAUGAUUGAAUUUUAUGGUCUUCACCUGCUUUGGUUUUA
Molecule: messenger RNA, 2634 nt
Organism: Mercurialis annua (annual mercury)
Lineage: Eukaryota; Viridiplantae; Streptophyta; Magnoliopsida; Malpighiales; Euphorbiaceae
Product: CDPK-related kinase 5
Exons: 11
Coding region: 305-2191 (628 amino acids)
Biological process (GO): intracellular signal transduction; peptidyl-serine phosphorylation; protein autophosphorylation
Cellular component (GO): nucleus; cytoplasm
Molecular function (GO): ATP binding; calmodulin binding; calcium/calmodulin-dependent protein kinase activity
Source: RefSeq, a predicted model, not a curated record